GACUCGAAGUCUUGUUGCCUGAGCGUGUGUAGUCCGUGUGUGUGUGCACGUGUGUGCACGUGUGCGUGAGGUGUCUGAUAUUGUGUUGUAGUCUGUACCAGCGGCGAAGCAGGGGGUGCGCGCGGUGCAGCGGCGGGGAAGGCAGCAUCAGAGGCGGCGACAGGCUGUUGGGAUGUUGUGUCUGAGCUGCCGAUGAGGUUGUUCGGACCACAAGCUAUGAUGCAGUGACAGCCUACAAGAAGACACACGCACGCGCGCACACAUACUGAAGGAGAGGAGGGGAGGAGGAGCAGCACAGAAAUACGCACGGGGAAUGAUCCGCUUCUAGACCAUGGCACCGUCGGGCUCGCGUAGUGUCAAGUGGAGGUGUUGGAGAGUUUUGUACUGGAUCCCGGUCCUGUUCAUUGCUCUCAUAGUGGCUUGGUCCUACUACGCCUAUGUCUUCCAGCUUUGCAUAGAGUCCAUUGAGGACACAGGACAAAAGGUCGUCUACUUGCUGGUGUACCAUGUCCUCUUUAUCAUGUUUGUGUGGGCGUACUGGCAAACCAUCUUCACCAAGCCUAUGAACCCCCUGAAGGAGUUUCACCUGUCCCACUCUGACAAGGAGCUCCUGGAGCGUGAAGAUCGGGGAGAGUCUCAGCAGGAGAUCUUGAGGAGGAUAGCCAAGGAUCUGCCUAUCUACUCCCGCACCAACUCUGGAGCAAUCCGUUUCUGCGACCGCUGCCAGCUGCUGAAGCCUGAUCGAUGUCACCAUUGUUCAGCCUGUGAUAAAUGCAUCCUGAAGAUGGAUCACCACUGCCCCUGGGUGAACAACUGUGUGGGAUUCUCCAACUACAAGUUCUUCAUGCUGUUCCUGGCGUACUCGCUACUUUACUGCCUUUUUAUAACUGCUACGGAUCUUCAGUACUUUAUUAAGUUUUGGACAAAAGGCCUCCCAGACACUCAGGCGAAGUUCCACAUCCUCUUCCUCUUCUUCUCAGCCUCCAUGUUUUCUGUCAGCCUGGCCGCACUUUUCAUCUACCACUGCUGGCUCGUCUGCAAGAACAGAUCCACGCUUGAGGCGGUGCGCGCUCCAGUGUUUCGUCACGGCCAGGACAAGAACGGUUUCAGCCUGGGUUUCAGUAAGAACUUCCGCCAGGUCUUUGGUGAUGAAGUUAAAUACUGGCCUCUUCCCAUUUUCUCCAGUUCAGGUGAUGGCUGCUCGUUCCCGACCUGCCUGGUGAAUCUGGACCCUGAGCAGCCCUCAUCGCCCACUGGUUCCAGCUCUGCCAGCAAGAUUGCAGCAGAGAGCCGCCAGUUUCCCUCCAAACCGCUCAGAGAGAGUCAGAGUCGACUGCUCACCAGUACCCCCUCCUGGUCAGACAGUGAAGGUGCAACAGACAAAGACAGAAAGGGUGCUAGUAACCCUGUGAUGACCAUAGAGAAUGAGGCGUAACCACGGUUACAGUUGGCAUCUUCAAACCAGAAAAGUUGGUGCUGCCCCCCCCUUUCGUGUUUGUGCCUAUCAGAGCGUGACGUGAUGAUGGUGGUGGUGACAUCCUUGUUGUUUCCCAUGAUGCAUUCUGCUCCCAAGACCUUCACGUGACUUGCAAAGAGACCAGAGACACUGAUGAUUCUCGUCUUCAGUGAUUGCUGCUGCUGUUAAGUUGCUUUUGGUUCUGAGAGUCCACUUGGUUGAAUUUAAAAUCGCAUUCCAGUGAUCUGAUUAUUUGUAUGUAAAAAAGCACAGAGCUGCAGUGGAGCAGUAAACCUGUUUGUAUUUAGUUUCUUUCAUCGCUCUGAGCUGCUGUUAUAGGACAGUUAAAUCAGAAUGCCUGCUGGUUUAUUAGUUUCAUGUUGUUUCACCAGCUUGAGUCAUUAAGUAAAUGCUGUUUGCCAAAUGUUUGCACACUGAUUAUAGACAAGUAGAGGUGUUACUGUGCUGUAACCAACAUUCCUUUUAGUAGUUCUUUUGUUUGUAUUUAGAGGUGGAGGGGGCAGGAUUUUCCACUCACCGUUUUGAUUGUUGUGUAAGCUUAAGUGAUGCAUGCUCUCAUCUCAGGAUGUCUACACAAACACUUUGUUGUAAUGAAAAAAAAAACUGUAGUUAUUAGUAAUUACCUUCAAUAAGGGCUCUUCUGACUAAAUAAUUGCAUGAGUGAGGAUGUUACUGUCACUCAAAACACCUGUGGUGCUCCGUGCUGCAACAAUGUGCACCACCCUCCUGCCAAAUAUGUGAACUGCUGUCUGGUUGCAUCCAGUUUACAUUCAAACUGCUGGCCAGAAGCUUCCUGACUGUUUCUCUCCUGGAGGGUCGGGGCCUGCUAGCUGUCUGCAAAAACAAAACAAAGAAGAAAAAAAAGCUUCCGAGUUGAUGCUGCUGCAGAUCUGUCUGCCAUCAAUAAGCAGAUCGUAUCGGGUGUUUCUGUCUCACAACUUGAUGCUGUUGCUGUAGUCCAGAAUUUUUAAAUAGAAAGAUGUGUCUGCUGCAGCUGCUUCGUACAGUCCAUGUCCUCCUCCUGAGGAUUCUCGGUCUGUAAAUGAUUAAACCAUCACAAUUACUUUGAAGAAUGUAUGCCUGUUUAAAAAAGCUUUGUGGUGACAUAUAUUUUUCUAUCCUUCUGACUUAUACAACAUGUAUGUGUGUGGCAGUGUAAUGUACAGCUGUGAUGCCUUAUAAAGAAUAAA
This is a messenger RNA of Melanotaenia boesemani (Boeseman's rainbowfish), 2667 nucleotides long. It is a transcript of the gene zdhhc2, whose product is annotated as zinc finger DHHC-type palmitoyltransferase 2. Lineage: Eukaryota; Metazoa; Chordata; Actinopteri; Atheriniformes; Melanotaeniidae. Gene Ontology annotation, biological process: protein targeting to membrane; peptidyl-L-cysteine S-palmitoylation. Gene Ontology annotation, cellular component: endoplasmic reticulum; Golgi apparatus. Gene Ontology annotation, molecular function: protein-cysteine S-palmitoyltransferase activity. The coding region runs from base 332 to 1435 and encodes 367 amino acids. The transcript has 13 exons. The record is from RefSeq and is a predicted model, not a curated record.